AUGCAGUCCGAACCACCCGCUUCAUCUGCGUCUGCGUCUAAGUCCUCUGGUGAGUCGUCAGGCGUGCCCUCGACGGCUUGCCGCCACGUAGUAUCUGGCAUGGAGUCUUCUUGCGAGGCUUCUGAAAACAUGGACAAUGAGAAUCAUCCAAGUAUUAUCCAGGAACUAAAGACACCCGUGGUUGUGCCUGGUCCGGUUGACUCUCCAUAUCCAAGUUGGGCUGCGUGGACAGCGUACCUGAAGGAUUAUGCCUUGCAGACGCGUCAGAUUAUCCGGGUCUUCGGAACACUAAGUUGCGUUUUAAGGAACAAGCGUCUGGCGAAUACUGUGGCCGCCAAGAAAGGUUUAGACGUUCCAUACGUGCCUGAGGACUGA
This is a messenger RNA of Phytophthora infestans T30-4, 375 nucleotides long. RefSeq lists its product as uncharacterized. The record is from RefSeq and is a predicted model, not a curated record. The transcript has 2 exons. The coding region runs from base 1 to 375 and encodes 124 amino acids. NCBI's taxonomy places the organism in Eukaryota, Oomycota, Peronosporomycetes, Peronosporales, Peronosporaceae.